AUGCAGGCGGGUUAUAACUCUCGCUUAUUAUAUGAGACGUGCAGGGCGGAGAGAAGAUUGGUGACCGGCAGCGAAAGAGGUACAAGAACCCUAGCGUUACAGCAGGCGGGACACGGGUGGAAGGUGGAGCGUUGGACUAGGCCUGGAAUAGGAACGGACUGGCUGUGGUGGUUUAUCGUAGCGGAGGUAGUAGUAAGGGUAGUAAUAAUAGCAGUGCCAGGAGGAGCAAUGACGGUGGAGAGGGAGGAGGAAGAGACGACGGCAGGGGACGAAUACAAGCCCACAGAGCACGGCGACGACGGUGGCGAUGAGGAUGAUGAGGAUGAUGAGGAUGAAGAGGGUUGA
Histoplasma capsulatum G186AR is the source of this 345-nucleotide messenger RNA. RefSeq lists its product as uncharacterized. Bases 1 to 345 code for a protein of 114 amino acids. NCBI's taxonomy places the organism in Eukaryota, Fungi, Ascomycota, Eurotiomycetes, Onygenales, Ajellomycetaceae. The transcript has 2 exons. The record is from RefSeq and is a predicted model, not a curated record.